AUGAGUAUAACAGCAGAUGAUUUACUUUCUUUGAUUUAUGAUGCGACCGAAUCACCAAAUGCAGAAGUUCAAUCGAAUGCAGACAAUCAAAUCUCGGAAUUGAUGAAAUCAAACAGUCCUUUUUUCAUGGAAUUAAUUUAUCAAAUCAUCUCUAAUCAUAAUAAUCCACCAAAAUCAAUCAUUAGUACAUCUGUUAUCUUUGGGCGAUUCUUAGAUUAUAAAGAAAGAGCACAUUUAGAUGCUCUCAAACAAAUUUUUGAAAAUUCAGAGUGUACAAAUCUCAUUAAUAAGACAUUUGAAGUUGUUAACGAUAUGGUUACUUGCUAUGGAGAUACACAAAUACAAAUUCACGGCGCGAGAUUGUUUUCAUUAUUUUAUCAAAUCAAACCAGAGAUAAUUUGCGAAAAACUCAAAUCAUACCUUGAUCAGUGCCUCACAGAAGAUUCACCUAUUGAUCUGAAAUUCGUUUGUAUUGAAAUAUUCGAUGAUAUUUACAAUAUUUGUUUUGAACCUAUUAUUGUUCCACUUAUACUUGAAAUGACAAACGUUCUUAAGCAAAAUCUACUACUUCCAGAUAGCGAUGACACAAUUGAAUUGAAAAAGAAGUCAUUAAAUUUAUUAUCUAAUAUUUCCGCAGGAUACAAAGACCAAUCAUUUGUAAACGAAGAAUACAUCAUUGAUAUACUUAACAUCUUACGAAAUAUCAUCGAAAUACCGAAUAUUGAUCUUAAUUCUUUUUGUCAUAGUUUUCUUCUUUCUGUUGCAACAAAUUUCUAUCAUAGCAUUGAACUAUUUAUGGAAUUUAUCAGUCAGUUUACUCUUAGAGGCCUUACAAUUGAAUCAGAAGAUUCAGAAGAAUAUCAAAAAAUUUCUUUAAAGUUUUGGCAUGAUUUUUCCAAUUUCGAAUACAAAAUAAGGAAAGACCAAAGUCAAGAGCUGAAGAAUAUCUGUUCAGAAGGUUGUUCUCUUCUUUUUGACCCAAUAAUGAAUUGUAUUUUCAAAAUAAGCACAGAUACGUUAGAUAUUGAAGAUCCAUCAGAGAUAACAUUAUCAUCAGCUGCAAUGACAACUCUUGGAAGCCUCUGCAAAUCAUCUCCAACAGAUUAUCUUCCAUUAAUUGCAAAUGCGAUGUCAAAUUUGCAAAUAACAUCAGAUAAUUGGAUAGACAAAUACGUAUUCGCAGUUCUGUUCUAUAUAAUCGCUUGCAAAAUCACAGAAAUUGAAGAUAAAAGAUUUUUGAAAGAAGUUGACGGUUUUGUAAACUCCAAUUUCUUUACAAUUUUCCAACUUUUGCAGACCGAUAACCAGAGGCUCAGAGAAAUAGUUCUUUGGGUUGUUGGCCAGACAAUUGCUAGACAUCCGUCACUUUUUGUAUCGCUCACUUCACCUCUUGACUUAUAUCUUCAAAUGAUGGAAUUUAUCAAUUACAAGCAAUGUAUCACUGACGAAGCUGUUGAUCCCUUGAUACAUUUGAGAAUUAUAUCAAUUAUUUAUAACAUUUGUCGUUGUUAUUCUCCGAAUUCUGUUUACAAUCUUUUGUCAAUUUCUAUGGGCGGAAACAUGAUUGAAUCAACAGUUAUGACUGUUCUUAAGCUGCCAAGGACACAAGAUAACGAAGAUUUGUUGGAAAGAUGCUACGAAUGCUUGAAUGUUUUUUAUAGAAAUUGUCCGUCAAAUGAAGUGGUUUUUGACGAUUAUUUGUCAAAAACUUUGAAAGAAAUGGAAUUUGUUAUUAAUACUGAAUUUAGUGAAUCUGUUAAAUUUGUUCACAUGGCAAGUCUUACAUCGAAUUUAUCAACAUUAAUGACAAGAAUUCGUGUCUACAAAAAUUUAUUAAGAAAUUAUUUAUAUCCUGUUUGGGAUUUGAUGUUUACUUUGUUAACAAAUACAAAUUGUAUGAUAUAUGUUGAAGCAAUGAAUUGUUUAACAACCGUUAUUGCAUGCAGUAUUGGAUUGCAAGAAACUGAUCAAACAAAUGAAUUUUUACAAGAAUUAGUAUCUGAUAAAUCAAAAAUUGAUCAAUUAAAUGAUUUUGUAACUGAAAGUUUUAAUUCUCAAGAUAAUAUUGUUAUUUUUGCCGCUUCUAAUUUGAUAAUUCAGAUGUAUAAAUAUAUUCCUGAAAUGCUACAAUAUAGUCCUAUUUAUUUGGAAUUGUUUAUUAAUAUAAUACAAUCUGAUUCUUUGAAUAUUUCUUGCAAAGCAAUUGUUUUCGAUGCUUUGAUGACAAUUAUUAAGUAUUUGCCGAUUGAUGAUUGUUUGAAUUUGCAAGAAGUUGUUGUUGAAUUUAAUGGUGUUUUUAUUAAUCAUUUGACACAACAAUUGCAAGAAGAUGAUGAUGAAAAAAGUGUUUUGUUGAUGGCAAUAAGUAGAUGCUUCGAAGUUUUGGCUUUGAAGUAUCCAAAAGAUGAAGAUCCGAAAUCUGAAUUGUCAACUUUGAAUUUGGUAAUUAGCAUCUGUACAAAAAUUGAUGAAAUAAGGAAUCCUAGUGAUGAAUGUCUGGAAAGAGCUCUAGAUAUGGUUGGAGCAUUCGGAGCAUGGUGCAGCAAACUGAGAAAGCCGAAACUAAGACAUAGAAAGAUAAAGGAAAUGAUGGAAAUCGCAAAACAAAGAACAUAUUUGAAAGAAAAAGUUAAUGAUGUUAUGAAUAAAACGGAAUAA
Trichomonas vaginalis G3 is the source of this 2658-nucleotide messenger RNA. RefSeq names its product armadillo (ARM) repeat-containing protein family. The record is from RefSeq and is a predicted model, not a curated record. The coding region runs from base 1 to 2658 and encodes 885 amino acids. The transcript has a single exon. NCBI's taxonomy places the organism in Eukaryota, Parabasalia, Trichomonadida, Trichomonadidae.